This is a messenger RNA of Arabidopsis arenosa, 2821 nucleotides long. The record is from the annotation of a GenBank genome assembly. Lineage: Eukaryota; Viridiplantae; Streptophyta; Magnoliopsida; Brassicales; Brassicaceae.
AAAAGAUUUUAAUGUAAAAUCAAUAUAUUGAUCCACAAUGUCGAUGUUGUUCCCAUCAUUUCAGUUGCUAGAGCUGAACAUAAUCUCAGCUCAAGAUUUGGCUCCUGUCGCUCGCAAAACAAAGACUUAUGCUGUCGCUUGGGUUCAUUCUGAGCGUAAACUUACCACCCGGGUCGACUAUAAUGGUGGAACGAACCCAACUUGGAACGACAAAUUCGUAUUCAGAGUUAACGAAGAAUUUCUUUACGCCGAUACUUCAGCUGUGGUUAUCGAAAUUUAUGCCUUGCAUUGGUUCCGAGAUAUUCAUGUAGGAACAGUUCGUGUCCUCAUCAGCAAUCUCAUUCCCCCUAAUCGUCGUCCAGGAUACAGAACCAGCAACAAUGAAUAUCGUCGCACCCCACCUCCAGGAAUGAGAUUUGUCGCGCUUCAGGUUCGUCGUACUUCAGGUCGACCUCAAGGGAUUUUGAACAUUGGUGUUGGAUUAAUUGAUGGUUCUAUGCGAAGUAUGCCGCUUUAUACGCAUAUGGAUUCAUCUGCUGUGGGAUAUAGAGAUUUGCUCGGAGAAGAAGAUCAUCACCUACAACAUUUGCAUUUAAAUAGCAACAAAGGCAGCUCAAAGAAUCCACAAUCUCCAUCUUCUCGACAGUACCAAUCCGUAAUCUCAAGACCUGAGCUCCGUCGUACAAAGAGUGAUACAAGUUCUAUGGUUGUUUCAGAUCUUCUUAGCAGAGCUGAACGAAGUCGUUUAGCUAACAGAAAACCGGCGAGUGCAUUAGUGAGCAGUGAAUCUGAAACUCUACCCACCACGACGGAUUCCGAUGAGAAAAAAUCGAAUGAGUACACACCUCCUAGUAAAAACCCUAAGGUUCCAAGGCAACGAUACAAUUCGAUUGAGUCAGAUCUUAUAGAUUCGUCGCCAAUGGAGAAACCUCAUGUGGUGGUGCCGAGAAAAGAGAGACACGAUGUUAUGCCGUAUAGUUCGUAUCAUCAAUCACGUAAGACACCGAGAAAGAAGACAAUGUACGAGAAACAAAGAUCAGUGAAAGAUUACGAUCGUGGCCGAGCUUCACCGUACUUAUCAAGGCACGGAACACCAUUGAGAUCGAACAUCAUUGCAUCUACUCCUAUGAGAUCUAACGGAGUUGGAUCAACUCCUAUGAGAUCCAACAUCAUCGCAAUGUCACCGAUGCAUCCCAACAUGGUUGGAUCGACACCAAUGAGAACUCCAAUGCGGUCCAACAUGGUUGGUUCGACUCCGAUGAGAUCAAACAUCGUCGGAUCUACCCCGAUCCGAUCAAACUAUAUGGCUACACCGAUGAGAACUCAUCACGAUUUUGGUACACCAGUAAGAAAUUUAGCUGGAAGACGAAUCUUAACUGAAUCGGAGUUAGGUCCAUCGCCUUCUGAAGUGGCUGACAAAUUGGCAAAAGAUAGAUCACACGAAACAGAAAGUUCAAUACUCAGCGAAUGGAGCAUCGAUGAAUCUAGCAUCGAAGGAUUGCGUUCAAAACUCGAGAGAUGGCGAACAGAGCUUCCACCGUUAUACGACAUAGGAUCAAGCCACAUAAGUAGCAGCAAUUACGAUGGUGCAAGUGUUCCCGCCGCAACUGCCGGGGGAGGAAUGAGUUCAAGACGGAAAACUCCUACGGCAAAAAAGCAUAACCGCCGUCAUACAGAUGGAGGUAAUGGACUUUUCUCGUGUUUUAGUAAGAUUUGUGGCGUGGAAUGCAGUUUCGUAUGCGGUGGUGGUGGUGGGCAAAUGGCUUCUGAAGGAUCUACCAAGAAAGAAUUGGAGGUGGGGAAGAGUAAUCUUCCGGCUGAGAGUGAGCUGGAAUUGGGGUUAGGGCUCAGCCUCGGCGGUGGCGCGUGGAAAGAGCGUGGGAGGAUUCUUACGGCUAAGGAUUUUCCUUCGGUUGGGUCUAAACGCUCUGCUGAGUCUUCCUCUCAUCAAGGAGCUUCUCCUCCUCGUUCAAGUCAAGUGGUGGGAUGGCCACCAAUUGGGUCACACAGGAUGAACAGUUUGGUUAAUAACCAAUCUAUGAAGGCAGCAAGAGCGGAAGAAGAAGACGGGGAGAAGAAAGUCGUGAAGAAUGAUGAGCUCAAAGAUGUGUCAAUGAAGGUGAAUGGGAAAGUUCAAGGCUUAGGGUUUGUUAAGGUGAAUAUGGAUGGAGUUGGUAUAGGCAGAAAAGUGGAUAUGAGAGCUCAUUCGUCUUACGAAAACUUGGCUCAGACGCUUGAGGAAAUGUUCUUCGGAAUGACAGGUACUACUUCUCGAGAAAAGGUUAAACCUUUAAGGCUAUUAGAUGGAUCAUCAGACUUUGUACUCACUUAUGAAGAUAAAGAAGGGGAUUGGAUGCUUGUGGGCGAUGUUCCAUGGAGAAUGUUUAUCAACUCGGUGAAAAGGCUUCGGAUCAUGGGAACCUCAGAAGCUAGUGGACUAGCUCCAAGACAUCAAGAACAGAAGGAUAGACAAAGAAACAAACCUGUUUAGCUUCCCUUCCAAAGCUGGCAUUGUUUAUGUUUUUUUUUUGAGGUUUGCAAGUUUACUCAAUACUUUUUGAAGAAAGUAUAACGGAGAAUGGAUAAAAGCAUGCAGAAGCUUAGAUUUGAUUUUAAUCCGGUUUUCGGAUAUGGUUUUUCUUAGGUCAUUUCAAUUCGUAGUUUUCCAGUUUGUUUCUUCUUUGGCUGUGUACCAAUUGUCUCUGUUCUGUGAGAGAAGGCUCUUUGUUUAUUUGUUCUCUCAUAAUGUAAAUAGUUGAAGUUAUCUAAUGUGAUAAGAGUUCUGUUUCUUGAUUACAAGGAAUGAAUGUUGUUCACUGUC